GCGCUCUGCUGCGACAAGCGUACAGACGUCAAGCAACCUCCGCGUUUCGUUCUAUCACGUAUCCAUCAUCAGACAAACAAUUUCGAUUGUUUUCUGCCUUUUUUUGAGUCGCACAACUACAGCGUCAGGGCUGUUCUCCUCUCCUCCAGCAUCAUCCGCCCGCUACGUCUAUUUAUCUUUUUGAGAGGAAACACAAAAGGCGGACUUUACAAAACGGGAACAGAUAAAAGCCGCAUUGAGAGCGCACACAAAGAAUCUCGGUCGUAUUUGUAUACUCGGCUUUAAAUUCGAAAAAAAAAUUCCUGUGGGACUCCCGUUUCUUUUUUGUCGUUUUAUUUUUAAACUGCGCCCGUUGUAAUCCGGUGAGUGGUGCAUCUCGUAUUGUACGGGACUAUUCUUGUGUUAUUUUUCAAGUUUUGAAGACGAUGCUGGACUGUGUAUAAAAUGUGGGCUAGUGAAGAAUUUGGAUGCGAAGAUAAAGAAAAUUUUGGGCAACUGUUUCAAGCCUUGAAAGGAACUUUCGAGGGAGAGUGGAAUACCAUGAAAUUUUGCUUGUAUGACCCGUACAAAACGAACAUCAGGACCGGUGGCGUGAGAAAUCUCGUAGGGUGUAGCGCCGUGACUGGCGGGGGUGUCGGCCAACAUCAGUCAGCGUCAGCGGCUGCUGGUCAGCACCAACAGCAGCACCACCACCACCACAGUCACCAACAGCAGGCAGCGGCGGCAGGCGGCGUGGCACGAGGCGGAACCGCCACUGCGGACGUCCGCCGCGCCUACAAGGCGGCCGUGGUCCCUGCUUGCGGCGGAACCAAAACGGGACCGCGCGGCAGAAGGGGUGCUCGGGGUAUGAGCAUGGGCCAGAAGGUCAGCAACGGAGUAAAGGCGGGCAACGGCAGAGACGCCGCAGCCGCCCCAUACAAACCAGUGAUUCCCAGGGAAUUAGCGCAAGACUUCGCGAGGCCGCCACGGUUAGAUAUGCUCCUAGACAUGCCGCCGGCCUUACGAGAAACACAAUUAAAAUACAGUUGGAACCAGGACGAUCGCUCUCUAAAUAUAUUCGUAAAAGAAGAUGACAAGUUAACCUUCCACAGACACCCUGUCGCACAAAGCACGGAUUGUAUAAGGGGGAAAGUAGGAUUCACUAAGGGUAUGCAUUGUUGGGAGGUAUGUUGGUCGACACGACAACGUGGAACGCACGCAGUGGUAGGCGUCGCGACGGCAGAGGCACCCCUUCACUCCGUAGGUUACCAAAGUCUGGUGGGCUCGACGGACAACUCUUGGGGUUGGGACCUUGGCAGGAAUAAACUGUACCACGACUCGAAAAACCAGCCGGGAGUGUUGUAUCCCGCAUUAUUGAAACCCGACGAGACUUUCAUCGUGCCAGAUAAAUUCUUGGUCGUGUUGGACAUGGACGAGGGCACGUUAAGUUUCGUGGUGGACGGCCAGUAUUUGGGGGUCGCCUUCAGGGGAUUGAAGGGCAAGAAACUUUAUCCGAUCGUGAGCGCGGUCUGGGGUCACUGCGAGAUCACGAUGAGAUAUAUUGGGGGACUGGAUCCCGAACCUCUUCCAUUAAUGGACCUGUGCCGAAGAGUGAUAAGACAAAAGAUAGGAAAAGCGCACCUAGAAGAGAAAGUGAUGAGCCUUCAGCUUCCGCAGGCGCUCCAAACCUACCUACUCUACAGAGAUCGAAGAUAAUGACGCUUCUCGCCGUACGCAGCGCCCCCUCUCGAUGACAGCUGUCGUCAACACAGUCUUCCGCGACGACCGAAUGUAUAAAAAAACCAAACAAAACGAAAAACACCCAAUCUGGCGGAGCUGUACGAACGUAGCCGAGAAAAACCGAACUGAUAUUUUUUAAUUUCAAAGUUGAAACCACCACCAAAAAAAAGAAGAAUAAAACUACCCCCCACAUUCAGCCCCCCCGUCCCCGUUUCUCUUUUUCUCCCCCCACUGAGUUUUGACAAGGACAGAUCGAUUUCUGAUGAUUAUUAAUUCUGAGCUCUGUGAUGUGUGACUAUUUUUUUUUGUUCUAGGGAGACGAAUCUAUAUAUUUUGUUUAUGUUAAGUGUUGAAUACGUGGAAGUAAUUUGAUAAUGUAAAAGUGGUUUUUUUUCUAAUGAUCUCGAGACGUUGUAAAAGGUUUAUUCGCCAUUAAUUUAUUAAAUGAAUAUCGUAAUGCGGUGAAGAUUAUUUCGAGGUGUAUAUAUUGAUAAGAUUUUUUUUUGAUUGGGAAUUCCGAGUCUUCUGUAAAAGAUUAAGCACGUUGCUUCCUGAUAUAGCUUUAUCUGAUAUUUUUUAAUGUACGAUUUAAGCGCGCGAACAUCAUAUUUGAACAAAUUCACACCAAUGUACGGUAAAGUGCCGGAGCAACCAAGGAAAGUUUUAUAAAGCGGCUGUUCUAAUGAAUACUCAGAAUAUUAUUGGAAAUUUAGUGUAAAUAGCUGUAAUUAAAAUUGUAUUUUCAAAAACGCGUCGUGUUUAUUGGCUUUUAAUAGAAAUUAUCAGCAGUUUUUACAUGCGCCAGUGAUAUUUGAUUCUUUUUUCGAAACAUCCAAAUUUGACACAGUAUUAUUGAUUCGAAAGUUGUUAGGAGUAGUUUUUAGACCGGAAACGGCUCAUAACUAUUUUGAAUUCUUCUAAAUUAUUAUAAAAGGCUCGGUACAUCACCCUCAUAAAAAGACUUCUUUGUACAUACGUUUGUUUCUAUAUUUUUUUGUUUAUAUUAUAAAUUAUAGUUUUUAGAAAUUACCACACGGUUUUUUUUUACUUUUAUUAUCUUGUUUAUACUGUUAAGAGACCGUUCAGGUAUACUUAUAAAUAUACACGUUAUUAUACCUUUUUUUGUUCAUUUGUUCCCGUUUAGUUUAUAGAUGUCGUGUUAUACUUUUGUUCUUUUUUUUAAAAUUUAAUUCUUUUUUAAUUAACGGUCAUGAGUGUUUAUUUUAACUUGCCCAAGGUUUUAUUAAUAAUUUAAUAAAGCUGGCUUGUGAUAUAUUAUCGGAAAAAAAGGCCCGCUUGCGAAGGCACUUUACUGUUUUUUCCAAUGCGGGUUUUUGGGUUACGGAACUUAUGGUUUUUUUUUUUACUUGAGAUUGCUACGUAAUCCUCAAGUUUCCUUAACACUUUAAGUGGAUAUACGGGUGACUUAUAAAUAUUUAGUUUUAGGUCGGGAAAAUUACAGAUUUUAACUACAGCCUUCCUUUAGUACCAAAUUUGCUGCAUGUAAUAUUACACAGGGAUUUAUUUGGAAAUUUACCUUAUUAAACCGAUUUUUUAAGGUUACAGUUAUUUAGAACAAAAUUGAGAAAAAUUAUAAUUUUGGCUCUUUACCUAGAUGGGUGACAUUGCUCUCGGUUUCCAUAAUAUUUGCAACAAAAAUAUCCAGUGGGCUUAAGUCAGGUGAGCAACAAGAUAAUUUAACUAAAUCUCCCAUUUGACUUGAUUUAAUUCAAAGUAUUGAUAUGUUUGCACACAUCUAAUGCAGUUUUAUGAAUAAAAAAAAAUUGUUUUUAUUCAUGAAUUGCAUCAAAUAUAUAAGUUUUGCUCCUAUGUAAUUUUUAAGUUAGCAUCUAAUUGAAACUUUCACAGCCAGUUGCAUUUAAAUCAGUAUGACAAACUCGCUAUCAAAUUAAAUUAUUAUAUUGUCAUGUCAGUAAUAGUUGCAUUUAAACUUUUAAGAUUUCUACUUUAUCACUAUAUGAAACCUCUCAAAGAAAAAAAUCCUUGUUUUAAUAUUAGUAAAUUUGGUAUUAAUUUUUUUUUGUUUAAGUUCCGUAACUGAAAAAUCCCAUUUUUAUCCCUCCCCUUUCCCUGACCCGAGACCGACGUUUCGGCAUUUAAGGAAUAGACUUAUUUUUGUAAAUAAAGCAGUAGAUAAGUGCCAGUUAAACACAUAAUUUAUAUAGUAAUUAAAAGAAAAAUACAUAAAAAAAAUAAACGAUACAAUUGUACGACCGUAACUGUUUAAAGACAAGAGAUUAUAUACUUACGAGAAAAAAAAACUGAAAAAAUUAUAAAUCUUAAGAAAAUAUAAAAAUGACCCUUUUGUAGUAAAAUUUUCAACCCGGAUCCUCCAACUUACCCCACUUAAAUGUAUUUAUAUUACCUUCCUGUCCCCGUCUUAAGCGAUAGCGUCGUAUUUUUUGUGAGGGGCCAUCUGAUGGCCUACGAGUGUACUAUGUGGUUUGUGUUUAGGUUUUUAGACUAUUUUCGGAUUUGAAAUUAAAUAAAACGCAUUUUUUUUUCUUAAUUCACUGUUUUUGUUUUGUAUUAGGGCGCAAAAUUUGCGACCUGUAGAAGCAUUUCUCCUGAAUUAUUGACUAAUCGAACAAUUAUUCAGACAAAUGUAAAUAUAAGGCUGUAGUUGUAUAAAAUUAAUAAACCGUCAUGUUCUUUUACAUAAAUCUCUGUAUUUUCUUUGUUUUUUUAUUCAUGUAAAUGCGAAAAGUGAAAAACUUAUUGACAUGUAACGUUGCCACCCGAAUUACUAAAUCAUUUUUCGGAGAUUUUGGUACUACAACAAACCAAAUUGUCAAUAAUUUUUUCUUCAAAAUUAAGACGCAAUAUUUUUUUAAUAAUAAUAAUAAUGAUAAUGAAAGAAGUUAAUAAACCCCCUUUUUGUAUAUUUUUGCAUUAUAUCCGAUGUGUUCAUCUUUUAUAUUGACCUAAAUAGUUUUUUCUCUAAACGAAUAUUCAUUGAUCGAAUAAACGUAAUUUGACUAAAGCAGAAAUUCUUAAACAAAAUUCGUAACUUUGCAAUUUUGUAGUGCCCGGGUUCGAGUUUAUAAUGUAAGUAGGGUAUUUUAAUUAUUGUAUUUAAGUUUGCUGUGAAUACCCGGGCGUAUUUUUAAGUUUAAUCGAUGUAUUAUUCUAAUUAAAAAUAAAUUACUGUAAGAAUA
Messenger RNA from Anthonomus grandis grandis, 4898 nucleotides. It is a transcript of the gene gus, whose product is annotated as protein gustavus. The record is from RefSeq and is a predicted model, not a curated record. Gene Ontology annotation, cellular component: SCF ubiquitin ligase complex. Gene Ontology annotation, molecular function: protein binding. The coding region runs from base 445 to 1695 and encodes 416 amino acids. The transcript is spliced from 5 exons. Gene Ontology annotation, biological process: proteasome-mediated ubiquitin-dependent protein catabolic process. NCBI's taxonomy places the organism in Eukaryota, Metazoa, Arthropoda, Insecta, Coleoptera, Curculionidae.